AACAGCUUUCUUGGUUCACUUUUCUUUGCCGCUCGUGAGGAACGGAAGCAGUGCGUUCGUCCGUCUUGCAAUUGCUGCCCAGUUGGUGAAAAGUUCAAAGUGCGCAAAAAUACAUACCACCAAGAUUCUUUGAUUAUAUAACUUUGGUCAGGAAUCAGUAAGAAAAAGUUAUCGUUACGAAAAUACAGUAGAAAUGGAUGUGGCUGUAAAGCAGGAAGUAAAUGGUUCGCCAUUACCUCAGCGUCCUCAGCAGCAACAACAUGGUGGUGCUCCGGGACCAAUGCACGGUAAUAACCAGCCUGGUCCCGAUCAGCAUGGACCUGGUGGACCGGCUAACAAGAAUAUGAACAAAAAUAAUCGCAAUAAUAGUAAGAACCGACUCAGUAUGCCAAUCCGUAAUCGUGGGCCGGGCGGAGUUGGUGGUAUUGGCGGUGGUGGUGGUGGUGGCAGCGGCAGUGGUGGUAAUGUGAACAACGGAGGUCCGGGAAACAAUCGUCCCGGCAAUAAUGGUGGAAAUCCUCAGCAAAUGGGCGGAGAAGAUUUUGGUCCUAACCAACAUCAAAACCGCGGAGGCAUGAAUCGUGGCAACAAUCGCGGUGGAAACGAUAUGGAUAACAACUUCGGCGAUCGUCGUCGUGGUGGUGGUGAGGCAUAUUUCAUCAGUGAGAAACUUCGUUUGCUCGCCGGUCCUUUGCUUGAAAUCCCUCCUAUUGAGGUACAUGACGCAAAAUUUUCCGGUCGUAAUCGGUUGUACGUCGGUAAUUUGACAACGGAUGUAACGGAAGAAGAGCUUGUGGAAAUGUUCAAACCGUUUGGCGAAAUUAAUGAGGUGUUCAUGAAUAAGGAGAAAAACUACGCCUUCGUGCGUGUAGAUUAUCUCUCCAAUGCUGAAGAAGCAAAGCGAAGCCUUGACGGCACCUCGCGUAAGAAUCGUGUGCUGCGCGUUCGAUUCGCUCCGAAUGCAACCGCAAUUCGUGUGAAAAAUUUGACACCAUAUGUAACGAAUGAGCUGUUGUACAAAUCGUUCGAGGUGUUUGGACCACUGGAACGAGCAGUCGUUCAGGUUGAUGAGCGUGGUAAGCCGACCGGAGAGGGUAUUGUGGAGUUUAAGAACAAACCCGGUGCUUUGGCAGCUAUACGAUUCUGUACAGAGAAAUGCUACUUCCUCACGACGUCUUUGCGUCCAGUCAUUGUGGAACCGUACACAUAUCAGGACGACAAUGAUGGUCUGCCGGAAAAAUCUCUCAACAAGAAGCAGAGCGAAUUUUUGAAAGCACGCCAGCAGGGACCGCGCUUUGCCGAGCACGGCUCGUUCGAGUUUGAGUAUGGACAACGCUGGAAACACAUGCACGAGUUGUUUAAGCAGAAGGCCGAAUCACUAAAGCGUGAGAUGAUCAUGGAAGAAGAAAAGCUAGAGGCACAGAUGGAGUACGCUCGAUUCGAGCAGGAAACCGAACAGUUGCGAGAGCAGCUACGUCAACGCGAAAUGGAUCGCGAUCGGCAGAAAGCCGAAUGGGAAAUGAAGGAACGUCAAGUGCAGGAAGCGCGACAGCGCAAUGAUAUCCAGAUGAAAACCGAUAUUGAAGAAAUGACUAACAGAAUCAAACGAUCGGAUGAAGAAUUACAUCGCAGACAAAAGGAAAACACCAUGUUCAUGCAGAAUCGUCAGAUGAUGGAACAGCAGCAAAUGAACGACAUGGGCAUGGGAAGUGGAGGUGAUGCCGGUGGUGGCAUCGAUAAUCGCCGUAACUUCGACAUGAUGAACCAAGGAGGCGGUAAUGGUGGUAACUUCGGCAAUAUGUUUGAACAAGAGUACUUAACAGAGCUGCUUAACAUAAUUCAUAUUGGAGCUAAGAAUGGCGCAAAUGUUCAAAGAUGGUCAACUAAAAGUAUGAAACAGACUAAUAAUUCAGGCAGCAAGAAAAACAAUCGAAGUCAAAAAUAUUUCGCCUCUAAAAACUGCUAAUCACUUCCACGUGGUGGUGUAGAGCGCCAACAAUCGAUUUAACAUUCGAGCUGCAAAAAAAUUGAAGCAUUGAAGAUGCUGUCUCGAGCUGAAAAGGAGUAGCUCCAAUUCGAAAAAGCGAGUUGGAUACGUGAAGAGUAACAGUCAUAAAGAGAGGCAUUAGCUUCGUAUCAACAACUUCCCAAAAGGAUCGUUGGCCAAUUCGUGGCUCGUGACAUUCGUGGAAAGGAAUCGUUAGAAAGAAGCAUUAGCUUCGUAUCAACAACUUCCCAAAAGGAUCGUAGGCCAAUUCAUGGCUCGUGACAUUCGUGGAAAGGAAUCGUUAGAUAGAAGCAUUAGCUUCGUAUUAUCAACAACUUUCCAAAAGAAUCGUUGGCCAAUUCGUGGCUCGUGACAUUCGUGGAAAGGAAUCGUUAGAAAGAAGCAUUAGCUUCGUAUCAACAACUUCCCAAAAGGAUCAUAGAUUGUUCAAUACAUUCCUGCUACUCGUUUUUUCUGAGCAAUCAUCAGUAAACUAAGUGGUUGGAUCUCUGUGACUUGAAAAGUGAGACCCGUUUUUAUCUAUUGGAAUGUAUCCAGAACAAGAUCGAAUGGUAUGAGGUUUCCGCUUAUCACAUGCUGUUCCAUUCUUCUUUCAUCCUGGAAACAGCGCGCAUACAUGACAUGGUUAGUUUCGUCGAGCCAAAAACGAUUAUGAAUGCAAAAUCUUACAAUUGUAACGUAUGCGCACUGAUGCAAUCGGUGUAAAUCUGAGCGUAAAAAAACAAUAAAAGUCAAAAAUAUUUCGCCUCUAAAAACUGCUAAUCACUUCCACGUGGUGUAGAGCGCCAACAAUCGAUUUAACAUUCGAGCUGCAAAAAAAUUGAAGCAUUGAAGAUGCUGUCUCGAGCUGAAAAGGAGUAGCUCCAAUUCGAAAAAGCGAGUUGGAUACGUGAAGAGUAACAGUCAUAAAGAGAGGCAUUAGCUUCGUAUCAACAACUUCCCAAAAGGAUCGUUGGCCAAUUCGUGGCUCGUGACAUUCGUGGAAAGGAAUCGUUAGAAAGAAGCAUUAGCUUCGUAUCAACAACUUCCCAAAAGGAUCGUUGGCCAAUUCGUGGCUCGUGACAUUCGUGGAAAGGAAUCGUUAGAAAGAAGCAUUAGCUUCGUAUCAACAACUUCCCAAAAGGAUCGUAGACUGUUGAAUACAUUUCUGCUAUUCGUUUCUUCUGGGCAAUCAUCGGUAUUCUAAAUUGCUGGAUCUAUGAGACUUGAAAAGUCAGACCCGUUUUUAUGGAAGACACAAUCCUAUUUGAAUGUUUCCAGAACGAGGUAUGUUCUAUGACGUUGCACCGAAACAGCGACUUUACUGAGGAUAAACUUUGAACUAAAAGCAAAUUUAACAGUGUGACCAAGAUGUAGUAACCGGUCCAUUAUGUGUUAGCGAGCAAUAGCAACAUAUUCGGAAGGAAACCAAAUAACAUACGCAGCGCAUAACUGAGCUCCUAUAGUGUUCAUCGACACUAGAAAACUUUUAAAAUAGCUAAGGGUGGCUUGCAGUCGAUAACCAAUCGGAACUAAACUGUGUGAUAUUGGCGAAUUUACUGUCAAACAGAACGAAUGAAAAGCGGAAAUGGCUUUGUUGGUUGGCUAGAAACGAAUCCUGCUGGCAGUACAGCACCAGCAGUUUCGACGCCCGUAGUUGGCUGUACCAAAGAAAUCUUCUUAACUUCAGUUUCAAUGAAUGUGACCAAGUCAGAUGGAGCGUCUGCAUUUCACGGACCGAUAUCAUCGAUACUGUUUAAAAUGUAAAAUAAAGUUAAAAAGUUAAUAAAACAAAA
Messenger RNA from Anopheles funestus (African malaria mosquito), 3783 nucleotides. Its product is annotated as hrp65 protein-like. Gene Ontology annotation, biological process: regulation of DNA-templated transcription. NCBI's taxonomy places the organism in Eukaryota, Metazoa, Arthropoda, Insecta, Diptera, Culicidae. Gene Ontology annotation, cellular component: nucleus. The record is from RefSeq and is a predicted model, not a curated record. The transcript is spliced from 18 exons. Gene Ontology annotation, molecular function: RNA binding. The coding region runs from base 194 to 1966 and encodes 590 amino acids.